AUGUCUCCCGACACCACGACGCCGUACCCGGGCUUUCCUCACCCAGACCCUUGUCUAUCAUUCUGGCUGCAAGGGACCCGUUCUUCUCCUCUUCUGGGCCACAGGACAACUGAAACUCUGCCCGAAAGCGCAGAGGUCGUGAUCAUCGGGUCUGGUUUGAGCGGCGCCGCGACGGCAUACUUCUUGCUUACAUCUCCGAAUCCACCAAAGAGUGUUGUCGUUGUCGAGGCGAGGGAGGCUUGUCACGGCGCAACGGGGAGGAAUGGAGGCCAUUGUAGACCGGAUUGCUAUCGUGGCUACAAGGGCUACAAGACGCAGUUUGGCAGGGAGCAGGCGUUGAAGAUCUUGCAGAAUGAGAUGGAUACGCUCAACCUCGUCACGGAGAUCGUUAAGAAAGAGAAUGUCGAUUGCGAUUUCUGGCGUGGAAUGUCAUACGACGUCGCGAUGGACCAAUCCUGCGCCGAUAACUUCCAUGCUGCUUUCGAGGAAUUCAAGGCUGACGGUGGUAAAGUUGAGGGCGUAGUGGAAUGGGUUUCGGACGCUGAUCUUGCGAAGCAGCGUACGAGAUGCCCCUCUGCUCAUGCCGCAGCCCACUUCCCCGCCGCCUCGCUCUGGCCAUACAAGCUCGUCCAACACCUCCUCACUAUGCUCAUCGAGAAGCAUGGCCUAAACUUGCAGACAAACACAGUCGUAGAGAGCGUUGAGGCGAAGGAUGAUGGCUCACAUAUCCUGCAUACACCUCGUGGCACCCUCAGCGCCCAGAAGGUGAUCUACUGUUCGAACGCCUAUACCGCUACGCUUCUCCCCGAGUUCAAGGGAAAGAUCGCCCCGUUCAGGGGACAGUGCAGCGCGAUCGUUCCGACAAGGGCGGUCAGCGGAACGAAGAUGUUGAAGGAGACGAUGAGCUAUCGAUGGGGUCUGAACGACUUCGACUACAUGAUCCAACGCCCCAAAGACGGAAUCAUCAUCCUCGGUGGUGGGCGUUGGAAAGCUCCCAUCGAGCUGUCCAUACCCCAGACCGACGACAGCAUCAAAAUCCCCGAGUUCACGAAGCAUCUGAGCGAGGCGAUGCCGGGGUACGUUACGGGCUGGAAGAGGAAAGAAGCGUUGAAUGAGGGGUUGUUGGUGGAUUGGACGGGCGUCAUGGGGUAUACGCCAGAGGCGGUCCCGUAUGUGGGUUCGUUGUCGCAUUUGGGGAGGACGAAUGAGUUUAUCAAUGCGGGGCAUUCGGGCCAUGGAAUGGCCCGCAUCAUGACCUGCUCCCGCGGUCUGGCACAUGCGAUCCUCAACCCUUCGGCACCGUUUACCUUCGAGGAGACGGGAGUCCCGGAGUGCUUCGAGCCUACCAAGGAGAGGUUGGCGAUGAGUAAAGUCAGCGUGGAAGAUAUGUGGCGGGAGGUAGGCAAGGGCAAGAGGGAGAUGAUGCAUUAA
Messenger RNA from Stereum hirsutum FP-91666 SS1, 1431 nucleotides. Its product is annotated as FAD dependent oxidoreductase. The transcript is spliced from 10 exons. Lineage: Eukaryota; Fungi; Basidiomycota; Agaricomycetes; Russulales; Stereaceae. Bases 1 to 1431 code for a protein of 476 amino acids. Gene Ontology annotation, cellular component: cytoplasm. The record is from RefSeq and is a predicted model, not a curated record. Gene Ontology annotation, molecular function: oxidoreductase activity.